Molecule: messenger RNA, 2563 nt
Organism: Diachasma alloeum
Lineage: Eukaryota; Metazoa; Arthropoda; Insecta; Hymenoptera; Braconidae
Gene: Cdc45
Product: cell division control protein 45 homolog
Exons: 5
Coding region: 177-1868 (563 amino acids)
Biological process (GO): double-strand break repair via break-induced replication; DNA replication initiation; mitotic DNA replication preinitiation complex assembly
Cellular component (GO): DNA replication preinitiation complex
Molecular function (GO): single-stranded DNA binding; DNA replication origin binding; chromatin binding
Source: RefSeq, a predicted model, not a curated record
AGCGUGUGUACAUACCUAUAUUCAUGUAUUUACGACGUCUCGAGCGCUGCUGUCGACUCACAGGGGCAGUUUGGCGGGCAAGAGGCAAGGGCUUGCGCUUGCUUGGCGUUGUACCCUGAAUUCCCCCAAGUUUUUAGUGAAAAAAAGUUGCGUAAAUGGCAUAAAUAAAUGACACCAUGUUCGUGGGAAAUCUCAAGGAUGAUUUUUACGAUGUGAUACAGGGAAACAGAUGCCUCCUCCUCGUCAACUUCGACAUCGACGCGAUCUGCGCGUGCAAGAUCCUCCAGCACCUCUUCAAGAACGACAACAUGUUGUACACUGUUGUCCCAGUGCAGGGCAUCACCGACGUUUUCAGGUCGUACCGAGAGAACUGCGACGACGUGAAGUACGUGGUGAUGAUAAAUUGCGGGGGAAUAAUGGACAUUGUGGGCCACCUCGAGCCCCCGGAGCACAUCACCUUCUUCGUGGUCGACAGUCACAGGCCCUUCGACCUCUGCAACAUCUACUCCGAGAGCCAGAUCAGAAUUCUCCACGUGCCAGUCGACGAGGACGAGAUCCCGGAGUACGAGGAGGUCUUCAGGGACGACUCCUCAGACGAAGAGGAGCCCGGGGAGGACUCCGACGGGGAGGAGUCACGGCAGGCCAAGAGGCGACGCCUCAACGAGGAGGACAUCCUCAGGAAGAGGCAGCGGAGGGAGUGGGAGGAGAAGAGGGACACUAUUCUCUUCAAUUACUCGCAGUACAGCCAUUAUGGCAAGUCCUCGGCCGUUCUCAUGUUCGAGAUGGCCUGGAGGAUGUCCAAGGACUCCCUCGACAUGGUCUGGUGGGCCAUCGUCGGAUCCACAGAACGAGCCAUCCUGAAUAAAGUCGAGUCGCAGAUCUCCGUCCUGGAAGCGGGGAACCUGCAGGGCCAGGUGUCAAGACUGAGUCACCGUCAGGGGGUGGACGCCGAGAAGCAGCAGCAGAGUGCAGUGAAGAUAAUCUACGACAAGGACCUCCAGCUGGCGCUGUACCGUCACUGGACAGUCGAGUCGAGCCUGAGGCACUCGAUGACGACAGCAGUGGCCCUGCGACUGUGGUCAAUCAGGGGUGAGCAGAGGCUGCGGGAGCUUCUGGCGGAGAUGGGGCUGCCCCUGGCCCAGUCAAAGCAGAAGUUCUCGUCGAUGGACCUGAGCCUUCGCCAGGAGUUCAGGCAGAUGGUGGAGAGCCUGGCGGCCAAGUACCACGUGGAGGACGUCAUUGGUGCCUCCUUCACACUCCAGUUUGGCUACAAGUUCAAGUACUGCGCCAGUGAUGUUGUCUACGCUAUGCUGGCGCUUCUGGAGUCCUCCAGCAAGGACAGGCCCCCCCACCACUGCUUCCUGGACGCCAUGGACUGCCUAUCCAGGAUGAAGAAGGAGACUCUGGAGAGGGGCAUCGAGAAGGCCAAGGUCAUGCUGGCUAGUAUUUUCAAGACUGCUCAGGGAAUCCUCGAGAUGAAGAAGGUCAUGAAUGCUGGAUCUUUCCUCUAUGUCAUCAUCCCUGAGGGCACACUGGACUCCAGGCUCUUUGCGCAUCCCCACACGCUCCUCAUGCUUGCACAGUUUGUCCUCAGGGCUUAUGUGGGGAGCUCCAAGAGGAAAGGCGCCGCUGCUGCGCCUCUCGUUGCUUCGGCGAAUUAUGAUUUCGAGGAGGAGACCUGUCUCAUGGUCGGAAUCCCGCCGAUUUGUGAAGAUCAACCGAGAAGUCUGUUUGGAAAGGCUUUUGAGCAAGCAGCAAAGAACAUCAAUGCAGCCAUGGACGCAGACUAUUUCGAUACCACAAUUAUAAGACUGAAAACACAGGAUCGCUCAAACUUCUUCGACGCUCUGGCCACUCUCCUCACAUGAUUCACCCUCCCCCCCAAAUAUCUUAUUUUUUUACUAUUGUAAUCACAAAAAUCUUGACAGGACGACGUAGAAUAUCUCUUUUAAUUUAAUUCAUUUGAAUUUUCUUGUACAUACUGUCCAUUACAGUUAUCGCAUAAUCUUUUUAUCACCGGCAACAUGCAUAGCUUUAAUUUCAUUAUCUUUCGACUCGUUUCUGGGACUGAUUGGAGUUUUGCAUUUAAUUUUUGUCCCAUUCCGCAUGAAAAGUGGAUGAAAAAUACUGGACACUUUUUUAUUUCGAUGGAUAACGAAGAGUGAGUUGCUAAAUGAAAAAAAUGUUUGUUAUUUUUCAUUCGUUUAUCGAGCUUCAUAAAUUGAAGGUGAAAAAAUGUAAAUAUUCACUUGAAAACAUUAAGGAAAGCUCUCAUCUUCAUCGAUUAUACCAUGAUAUUUUUAACCCCGUGACAUUAAAAUACAGUACUGAGUACAAUCACUUGGUGCCUUAUAAAUCGAAUUGAUGUAAAUAGAUCGAUUUACUGUGUAAGAGUGAUACUAGUUUAAGACAUGUUACUGUCAAUUCCUUUUGUUAAUAUUGAAGUAGGAGAAUAAAUAAAUUAUAAUGAACAGGAAAGAGUGAGAUAGAUUAAUAAGCAUUUUCAAUCAUCAAAUUUGUCGAUUUGAUUGCGUGAGAAAAAUUAAAAAAAAAAUGGUCAAUA